Messenger RNA from Ostrea edulis (European flat oyster), 1770 nucleotides. RefSeq names its product cryptochrome-1-like. The transcript is spliced from 10 exons. NCBI's taxonomy places the organism in Eukaryota, Metazoa, Mollusca, Bivalvia, Ostreida, Ostreidae. Gene Ontology annotation, molecular function: DNA binding; FAD binding. The record is from RefSeq and is a predicted model, not a curated record. Gene Ontology annotation, biological process: circadian regulation of gene expression; entrainment of circadian clock by photoperiod. The coding region runs from base 93 to 1625 and encodes 510 amino acids. Gene Ontology annotation, cellular component: cytoplasm; nucleus.
CCGCCAUUUCUCAAUCUUGUUGCAUAAGUAAGAAAAUUUAAACUUUGUUGUAUAUUCCAUCCGUUCAUUUCUUGAGUUGGUUAAUUGUAGAAAUGAAAUCUUGUGCUAUUCAUUGGUUCCGGAAAGGACUUCGAGUUCAUGACAACCCAGCUUUACUUGCGGCAUGUAAAGGUGCAGAGGAUGUUAAACCUGUCUUCAUCAUUGACCCAUGGUUUCCUAAAAACGCCAACGUGGGGAUCAAUAGAUGGAGGUUCUUGUUGCAAACAUUGCAAAAUUUGGACGAAAAUUUGAGAAAGAUUAAUUCAAGAUUAUUUGUUGUGCACGGAAAACCUGCUGAGAUCUUUCCCAAAUUAUUCAAAGACUGGGGAGUCAGUCAUCUGACCUUCGAGGAGGACACAGAACCUUAUGCUGUAACAAGAGAUGCAGAGAUUAUGAAGUUAGCAGAACAGCACAAUGUCAAGGUCACAACUUGUGUCUCUCACACACUCUACGACACCAGAAGAACAAUAUCAAAGAAUGGUGGAAAGGCUCCUUUAACUUACCAGCGCCUUCAAACUGUUUUGUCCAGUCUUGGCCCUCCUUCCAAGCCAUUAGACAGUCCCACAGCAUGCGAGACGGGCACAGAUCCAGACCAUGAUAUAAGAUACGGAGUUCCUUCCCUUGAGGACCUUGGGAAGUCCCCUGCAGACUGUGGUCCUCUUCUCUUUCCUGGUGGAGAAACAGAGGCAUUGAGAAGAAUGGAAACCAUGAUUCAGAAAAAUAACUGGAUUUGUACAUUUGAGAAACCAAAGACUGAACCCAACACCUUAGAACCAAGUACAACUGUCCUUAGUCCUUACCUGAAGUUUGGCUGUUUGUCACCUCGACUAUUCUACUACAAGCUGCAGGAGGUCUACAGCAAAGCCAAGAAGCAUACCUCUCCUCCGGUUUCUCUGAUUGGUCAGCUGUUAUGGCGGGAAUUUUUCUACACUGUAGCAGCAGAUACACCAAACUUUGACAAAAUGGAAGGAAACUCGGUGUGCAGGCAGAUUCCUUGGGACACCAAUGAAAAAUAUUUGAAAGCUUGGAAAGAGGGAACCACAGGAUUUCCUUUCAUAGAUGCGGUAAUGACCCAGUUAAGACGGGAGGGGUGGAUUCAUCAUCUGGGCAGGCACUCGGUGGCCUGCUUCCUGACUAGGGGAGAUCUAUGGAUCAGCUGGGAGGAGGGGAUGAAGGUGUUUGAGGAAUAUCUGUUGGAUGCAGACUGGAGUCUAAAUGCAGGAAACUGGAUGUGGCUGUCUGCCUCAGCCUUCUUCCAUCAGUACUUCAGAGUAUACAGCCCCAUAGAGUUUGGUAAAAAGACCGACAAGGAUGGCAAGUACAUCAGGAAAUAUAUUCCCCAGCUGAGCAAGUUUCCAACAGCAUUUAUUUAUGAGCCUUGGAAGGCACCUCUCAAAGUACAGGAAAAGGCAGGGUGUAUUAUUGGAAAAGACUACCCUAAACCUAUUGUGGAACAUGAUCAGAUGAGAAAGAAAAAUAUAGAACGAAUGGCGAAAGCGUACAAUAGCAGUAAAAAAGCAGAGUCAGGUGAGAAGAGGAAAUCUGAUUCAACUUCUCAGAAGGAGAAAAAGAUGAAGUUGAAAUGAAAGAAACAUUGUUAUGACAGAACAAUUAACUCUGAUAACCUACCUCAGUUCUUGCAUACAUGUAUAUGCAUUUGUACAUUGGUGUUGUUUUAUGGUGUAAAACCUUGCUUUUUAUCAUGUGAAAUAAAUGUGUUCAGUUCUACUA